UUUCCCGGAUGGCUUGACGGACCAUCACCUCACCUGUGCCACAGCUCACACGGCGACAUGAACAAACCGAUCGUGACUCAUGACGAGGGCCCCAUGCCAGCCAAGCCAGAUCCCAAUCUUGAGGGGGAGAUUCCCCAUGUGCCGUUGACGGAGGAAGACAACAAGCGCAUCUGCCGCAAGACCGACCGCACAAUCCUGGUGAUCUUGAUCUGGGUCUACUUUCUGCAGAUCCUGGACAAGUCGGUACUUGGAUAUGGCGCAACCUUUGGCAUGCGCAAGGAUACCCACUUGACUGGCGACCAGUAUUCCCUGGUGGGAUCAAUUGCGCCAAUCGCCCAGCUGGCCUGGCAACCCUUCUCGUCCUAUCUCAUUGUCAAAGUACCUCAUCGAAUUCUCAUGCCCUCCUUGUGCCUGGGAUGGGGCAUGGCUCAAGCAUGUAUGGCGGCCUGCCACAAUUUCUCGGAGUUGAUGGCGGCGCGCUUUUUCCUGGGAUUGUUUGAAGCUGGAUGCCUGCCACUCUUUGGAGUCAUUACCAGUCAAUGGUAUCGUCGUGCCGAGCAGCCGCUUCGCAUUGCGGCUUGGUAUGGCACUAAUGGACUCGCGACUAUUGUGGCGGCUGCACUGUCUUAUGGCCUCGCCCACAUCAAGUCUGAUAUUCUGGAGUCAUGGCGAAUUAUUUUCCUCUUUGUCGGCCUAGUGACGAUUGCCUCCACCCCUUUCGUAUACUGGCGUCUUGACAACGAUGUCUCCACGGCCCGCUUCCUUAACGAGGAGGAGAAGCUGCAGGCAAUGGAACGUCUCCGAGCCAAUCAGACAGGCCUUGGCAGCACUGAGUUCAAAUUCAGCCAUGUGGUCGAAGCGGCCAUGGAGCCCAAAACAUACCUGUGGAUCGCCAUGGCGAUGCUGCUAAACAUCGGUGCCAGUGUCACUAACACCUUUGGUCCAUUGAUCAUUGGCGGCCUGGGCUACGACAAAUACACGACUAGUCUACUGAACAUGCCCUUUGGUGCCGUUCAGCUCUUCGUUAUUCUGCUUUCAAGCUAUCUUGCUCAAACGGCACGGCUGAAGGGCGCUGUCCUUGCCUUCUUUAUGCUUCCUGUUGUGGCCGGGCUGGCCCUUUUGUACGCGAUUCCUCGGACCAAGGCCGAUCAAGGCGCAUUGCUUGCUGGGUACUAUCUGCUCGGCUUCCUCUUCGGUGGCAACCCCCUGGUGGUGACCUGGAUCGUCGGAAACACGGCCGGGAGCACCAAGAAGUCGGUCGCCAUGAGUCUUUACAAUGCUGCCUCGUCAGCCGGCAACAUCGUGGGACCAUUGCUUUUCACCGCAAAGGAUGCCCCCGCAUAUCUUCCCGGUCUACGUGCCUGCUUGGCAAUUUUCAGCGCGAUGGUCGCCGUAGUGCUCCUCCAAUGGGCCAAUCUCUGGGUCCUGAACAAACAACAGGCCCGUCGGCGUGUCACCAAUGGGAAGAGCGCUCAUAUUGUCGACCAUUCGAUGCAAUCCCACUUCCACGGUAUCCAAGAAACCCGGGGCGAGUCUGAGACUGGAGAGCACGUGGAGCACACCGGUGCUCAUGGCGCUGAUGAUCUGACUGACCGACAAAAUGAUGAAUUUGUAUAUAUUUAUUAG
Messenger RNA from Penicillium diatomitis, 1626 nucleotides. Its product is annotated as putative MFS transporter. Gene Ontology annotation, molecular function: transmembrane transporter activity. The annotation marks the transcript as partial. Lineage: Eukaryota; Fungi; Ascomycota; Eurotiomycetes; Eurotiales; Aspergillaceae. Gene Ontology annotation, biological process: transmembrane transport. Gene Ontology annotation, cellular component: membrane. The record is from RefSeq and is a predicted model, not a curated record. The transcript has 2 exons.